Messenger RNA from Phyllostomus discolor (pale spear-nosed bat), 1885 nucleotides. RefSeq names its product methylsterol monooxygenase 1 (gene MSMO1). Lineage: Eukaryota; Metazoa; Chordata; Mammalia; Chiroptera; Phyllostomidae. The record is from RefSeq and is a predicted model, not a curated record. The coding region runs from base 226 to 1107 and encodes 293 amino acids. Gene Ontology annotation, biological process: sterol biosynthetic process. The transcript is spliced from 6 exons. Gene Ontology annotation, molecular function: C-4 methylsterol oxidase activity; iron ion binding.
ACAGGCCAAUCAUAGCGCCGAGAAGGCGGGGCGGGAGCCUCGCAAGCCAAUAACAACAACAGGAGGAACGGGCCUAACCCCGCAGGUGGAAGAAGCGGCUACCUGGGUCAGGGCACCUGGUCGAAUUUGGGUGGUGGUGGGCGGCAUUCUCCGCGCGAGCAUCCAGGUGAAGGAAUCGCAAUAGAGGAUCGUAGAAUUAUAAGGCCGUGUGCAGAGAUUUGAAAAAUGGCAACAAAUGAAAGUGUCAGCAUCUUUAGUUCAGCGUCCUUGGCUGUGGAGUAUGUAGAUUCACUUUUACCUGAGAACCCUCUGCAAGAACCAUUUAAAAAUGCUUGGAACUAUAUGUUGGACAAUUACACCAAGUUCCAGAUUGCAACAUGGGGCUCCCUGAUAGUUCACGAGGCCAUUUAUUUCUUGUUCUGUUUACCUGGGUUUUUGUUUCAAUUUAUACCUUACAUGAAGAAGUACAAAAUUCAAAAGGAUAAACCAGAAACAUGGGAAAACCAAUGGAAAUGCUUUAAAGUACUUCUCUUUAAUCACUUUUGUAUCCAGCUUCCUUUGAUUUGUGGAACUUAUUAUUUUACAGAAUAUUUCAAUAUUCCUUAUGGUUGGGAACAUAUGCCAAGAUGGUAUAUGCUUUUGGCAAGAUGCUUUGGUUGUGCGGUGAUUGAGGACACCUGGCACUAUUUCCUGCAUAGGCUCUUACACCACAAAAAAAUAUAUAAAUAUAUUCAUAAAGUUCAUCAUGAGUUUCAGGCUCCAUUUGGCAUGGAAGCUGAAUAUGCACAUCCCCUGGAGACCCUGAUUCUCGGAACUGGAUUUUUCAUCGGAAUCAUUCUUUUAUGCGAUCAUGUAGUUCUUCUUUGGGCCUGGGUGACCAUUCGUUUGCUAGAAACUAUUGAUGUCCACAGUGGUUAUGACAUUCCUCUCAACCCUCUCAACCUCAUCCCUUUCUAUGCUGGCUCCCGGCACCAUGACUUCCACCACAUGAACUUCAUUGGCAACUACGCGUCGACGUUCACGUGGUGGGAUCGGCUUUUUGGAACAGACUCUCAAUUCAUUGCCUAUACAGAAAGGAUGAAGAAGGCUGAGAAAAAGACUGAAUAAGUAUUUAUAUAACACUGCCUGAAGAUGUACAGUUUCCCGAAUUAAAACUAGUAGCUAACAUUGCCUCUGGGGGGCAGAGAUAAGCAUAGGUCUUGUCUGCCGAGGGAUAAAAAUCAACCACCUUUGUCUUCCUAGUGGGAACUUUUUCUACUUUCCAUUCAGGUUCUGUAUGUGUAGAAAUAAGUAAGGAAGUCUCAAACACCAUGUUGCUAACCUUACAGAGAGGUUUUAAGUAAUAGAAGAUCUGUGUCUUUUCCCCUCCAGUAACACCACAGGCCUGAAAUUGAUACUGGUCUUUCAGUAUUUUAAAAAAUAUAGUGACCAUUUGAGAAACUCUUUCAUAGUGGAUAUUGGGCUCAUGUGGAACUUUAAACAUUCUUUAGAGUUUGCCUAAAGAUCAAAAUAUCAUGGGUUGAAUGGCAUCGAUUGAUCCAGUGUGGAUGAGGCUGCAAAAAUCAGAGCUGGCCAGCACCAGGAGUUUCCAGUCUGGUCUGCAACUGACCAGUUUGGGGUGAUUUCUGUUGUUUUGGGAAGUCCUUAUGGGUUCCAGUGUACUACCGGCAUCUAGGUAUUUCUGAAUUGAUAUAAGUGGAAUAUUUUAAUCUAAAAGUUUUCAUGUUCCUUGAAUCUUUUAAAAAAUGAAGCUUUAUUUCUGCUAUUUACCCAUUAAUUUUUGAAAAUCAGGUUUUUCACUUAAAGCUGUAUCUUGAAACUUUGUGAACUGAUUGUAUUUGCACUUUGAGCUAUUAAAAUAAAUGUGGUUUUUUUUUCUGUCUGA